CCCUCGGGCCCACCACCUGGGCCGCGCCACCGAUUCGCCCGAGCCCUCUUCCUCCUCCUCCCCCUCCUCCCCUCCCCCUCCUCCUCCUCCUCGUCGGCGUGGCAUCCCAGGCCGCUCGCUUUCAGAGGUUAUGUCGCUCCCACGUCCACGAGUUUGCGAGUCGUUGUUAGGAGACCUUUGGUGGUGAGACUAACCAAGGAGAUAGUGGAGACAUAUCGAAUAUGCAACCCUCAUUUCAACUAUUCUGAAGAACUGAACCCAAAGCGGUAUUUGACCACUCCAUCAGUUGGAGUUCUUAAUGAUGGCUAUGACAAUGCAAACUCGGACCUUAUUUUGACAGUAAACUUUGUCCUGGUCAAUCCAGAUACGAAACGGAGAUAUAUUGUCAAAGAAGUCCUAGGCCAUGGUACCUUUGGUCAGGUUGCCAAAUGCUGGGUUCCUGAAACUUGCAGUUUUCUUGCUGUCAAAAUUAUAAAGAAUCAACCUGCAUACUCCCAACAAGCACUGGUUGAAGUUUCUAUUUUGACAACGUUAAAUAAGAAGUAUGAUCCUGAGGAUAAGCAUCACAUUGUCCGUAUCUAUGAUUACUUCAUAUGUCAUCAGCACUUAUGCAUCUGUUUUGAGCUGCUUGAUACAAAUCUGUACGAGCUUAUUAAGCUUAACCACUUCAGGGGAUUGUCGUUGAGCAUAGUGCAGCUGUUCUCCAGACAAAUUUUACGUGGACUGGCUCUUUUAAAAGAUGCUGGUAUCAUUCAUUGUGAUCUGAAGCCAGAGAACAUACUCCUAUGCACAAGCACGAAGCAAGCAGAAAUAAAGAUUAUCGACUUUGGAUCUGCAUGCAUGGAAGAACGAACUGUCUACUCAUACAUUCAGAGCCGCUACUAUAGAUCGCCUGAAGUUCUUCUUGGGUAUCGAUACACAACGGCUAUUGACAUGUGGUCUUUUGGCUGCAUAGUGGCGGAACUGUUCCUGGGAUUGCCGUUGUUUCCUGGAGCAUCAGAAUUUGAUCUUCUGCAGAGAAUGAUCAAAAUACUUGGAGGACAGCCCCCUGAUUAUGUACUUAAGGAGGCAAAAAAUACAACCAAGUUUUUUAAGUGCAUUGGAAAUGUCCAUGAUAUGGAGAAUUUUCAGGCUUCAAUUUGUCAGAGGAGUGUUUAUCAAGUUUUAUCAGAAGAAGAAUAUGAAGCUAGAGAGCUGAAAAAGCCUUCGAUUGGAAAAGAGUAUUUCAAUUAUAUGAAUCUUGAAGCAAUUGUAACAAGCUACCCAUACCGAAAGAACUUGACUAAAGAAGAUAUGAUCAAAGAGUCUCAAGUACGGUUAGCUCUAAUUGACUUCUUAAGAGGACUUGUUGAGUUUGAUCCUGCAAAACGGUGGUCGCCAUUUCAGGCUUCAGGACACCCAUUUGUCACUGGUGAACCUUUUACAUGCCCUUAUCAACCGCCUCUGGAGACCCCUCGCAUGCUGGUUGCUCAAAAUAUCAAGGUAGAUCAUCACCCAGGUGGAGGACAUUGGUUUGCUGCUGGUUUGUCUCCUAAUGUAGUUGGCAGGAACAGGGUCCCCCUGCAUAGUAGUCCUAAUUUCCAAGCGGUGCCAUAUGCUCAUGCAAGUAGCUAUGGCAGUUUAGGAAGUCAUGGGAGCUAUAAUGAUGGUGCUGGGCUUGGCAGCAGCUAUGGAAGUUAUGGUGAUAAUGCAAAUCUUUUCGCAUAUUAUUCACCUGUUGGUCCAUCUGCUAUGAACAUUAGUUCACAAGGCAAUGGGAAAAUGCUUGGAAGCAGUCCUGAUGCAAGAUGGAGGAAUUUUCAAUAUUCCCAUGUAAAUGGACUUGGUAUGAGCCCAUCUGCAGGGAACAUUGCCUCCUUGCCCCUAGGCACUAGUCCUUCGCAAUUUACUCCACCAAACUCCUAUGGCCAAUUUUCAGUUGGUUCUCCUGGGCAGUUUGGCCCACCGUCUCCAGCAAGAGGUAGUCUGCAGGGAUCACCACUGGGAAAGACGGCUGCAGCAGGACAGUUUAACAGAAGAAAGGGUUGGACUUAUUCUGGAAGCUCACAGUAUCAGGAAAGUUCAUCUUCACUGCAUUGGCAAGGGCAUCAUAAUGAAGGAGGCAACUCUGGCCAAGCUGAGGGUAGUUCACACCUGCCUAAUGAAUCAACUCUGCAUUUGCCAUCAAAUCUUAUUGCUGUAAGCAGGAAACAACAGCAAGUGGUCGGUGGAAUUUCUUCCGGAUUUCCUGCCAUGCAGAAUGUUUCUGGAUCCUUUGCACAGGUUUCCAAUAGGCAGUGGCACCAAACUCUAGGAGCCCCUGAUGACAUGCAUGAUGCUGGUUCAUCAUUGCCCAAUCCUGGAGAUUGGGAUCCCAACUACAGUGAUGAACUACUACUGGAAGAAGUGGAAGAAGAAUCCUCAGAUAAAAGUUGCCUAGCCACUGAGUUUGGGAAAGUGAUGCAUCUCAGUUCUGCAGAGUCAUUAGUAGGUGUCAGGAGGCCCACCAAGGUCCCCACAUCAAGUACAAAUUCAUUCAUAAGACACAACGGUCCUGCUCAAUCAUUUAUACACGUAGAGCCAGGCAAUCCUCCACCUCAUGAUCAGUAUUUUGGACAAAUACGUGGCUUGUCAAACCCUUCCCAUUUUAUGCCGCCGCCCUCUCAUAAUUCUUUCAGCCGUUUGGCGCAGCAUCGUGCUCAGCGACUAUAUUAUGGAAGAGCAUCCUCUGGGCGUGGAAAUGAGUGGGAUUAUAACAAGAUGCAGGCUCCUUCUUCAAGCUUCAACAAUGGGGUUGCACAUCCUCAUGGAAACAGCUCUUUCAUCAAUGGCAUGUCAUGGGGGCGAAGGGCCAGUGAUGCUUUCACAAACAUACCUCCAACAACUCGUGGAAGAAAAGACUAUGGAAGAAUUGCCUAAUAGCAAAAGAUUGAUUAAAUUUUUACAAUGAGGAAUCACUGCUUUGGAUGGCCAAGAAAGUCAGAUUGAUAGUUCACCUGUCUUGUGGGCUUGUGCAACGAGAUUCUCAAUCAUGUGAUGCUCAUUGCUGUGGUCAUGGUGAAUAUAAUUUAUUGUUCAGGUUUGAGGAGCUCUUGUGACUUAUCUUUUGAAUGAUGCUUUCCAAUUUGUGGCCAUUUAAUCAAUUUAUCUGCCUUUGAGGUGCCAAAUCCUAUUUGAUUCUUGUGUAACACUGAUACUGCUCUGGUAUAGCAUCUUAUUUUAUUUGUCCUGGUAAUCAAAGAAAGAAAUGUAGAUUGCUUUUGUUCGAAGGGAAGUGCCAAGAAUUUUGGUGAAUGGGAAUGUGGAGGGGAUUGUAAUUGAGGUCACAGAGGAGUUCCAUCAGCUUCUUUGAAA
Molecule: messenger RNA, 3333 nt
Organism: Eucalyptus grandis
Lineage: Eukaryota; Viridiplantae; Streptophyta; Magnoliopsida; Myrtales; Myrtaceae
Product: dual specificity protein kinase YAK1 homolog
Exons: 18
Biological process (GO): peptidyl-threonine phosphorylation; peptidyl-serine phosphorylation
Cellular component (GO): cytoplasm
Molecular function (GO): ATP binding; protein tyrosine kinase activity; protein serine/threonine kinase activity
Source: RefSeq, a predicted model, not a curated record